Pteropus alecto (black flying fox) is the source of this 2302-nucleotide messenger RNA. It is a transcript of the gene ZNF630, whose product is annotated as zinc finger protein 630. The record is from RefSeq and is a predicted model, not a curated record. Gene Ontology annotation, biological process: regulation of transcription by RNA polymerase II. Lineage: Eukaryota; Metazoa; Chordata; Mammalia; Chiroptera; Pteropodidae. The transcript is spliced from 5 exons. Gene Ontology annotation, molecular function: DNA-binding transcription factor activity, RNA polymerase II-specific; RNA polymerase II transcription regulatory region sequence-specific DNA binding. Gene Ontology annotation, cellular component: nucleus. The coding region runs from base 303 to 2267 and encodes 654 amino acids.
CUGAGCGAUGCAGCUGUGUGGUCAGUGAUGGGGACAUGUGGAAGGACUAAUGAGGGGUCCUUUGAACUCAACGGUGUAGAGAACGGUGAUAGGAGAAUCUGUAGGAUCAGGGAUAAUGGACAAAGUUCUAGAAUUGGAAUUACCGGUCAGAAGAGAAACACAAGUUACCAAUGAUAACUUUAACAAUUAACAAGCAACACACGUCACAUCCAGUCAUUGAAGAGUGGUUAGCUCAACUUUGUCUCUGAAGACUCUUCUGUACUCCACCACACUCCCAAUUGCUUUGCAAAGAGAAACAGAAAAUGACUGAAACUCAGGAAUCAGUGACAUUUGAAGAUGUGGCUGUGGACUUCACUCAGGAAGAGUGGCGGCAGCUGGACCCUGCUCAGAAGACUCUGCACAGGGAUGUGAUGCUAGAAAUCUAUAGUCACCUGGUCUCUGUGGGGUGUUCAAGCAUAAAACCAAGUAUAAUCUUCAAGUUGGAACAUGAAACAGAUCUGUGGAUCAUAGACAGUGAGCUGUCAAGGUGGAUCUACUCAGAUAGGGAGAAAAGCCUUGACUCUUCUCAGUGGAUCAUUUCUGGAGAACUUUCAUUUCAAAGGGAGAUACCGAAAAGAGCCCGAAAGGAUAAUUCAUUUCACUCUGUCUUAAAAGUCUGGCAUAUUGAUUGUCAGGUAGAUAGAUAUCAAGGAAACCAAGAGAGAAUUUUGAGGCAGGUCACAGUCAUCAGCCAUGAAAUAAUGACCAAGAAUAGAGGCUCCAAAUGCAAUACAUUUGGAAAAAUAUUCAGUGGGUGCAUAGACCUUGAUCCUUCAAGUAAAAAACUCCAUAAUUUUGAUUCAUGUGAAAAGAGCUUGAAAUCUAAUUUAGACUCACUCACUUGUAAUAAAAGCUAUGCAAAAAAGAAUCUCGUUGAGAGAUUUGGAUGCGGGAGACCACCUAGCUACAGUGCUUUCUGUUUUAUUCCUGAGAAAAUUCACACUGGAAUGAAAUUCUGUAGACAUAAUCAAUGUAAAAAUGUUCUCAAUCAUAAGCAAGCCCAUAUUCAGAAUAUGAAAGUUAAAGCUGGGGAGAAACCCAAUGUUUGUAGUGUGUGUGGGAAGAGCUUUAUUAAGAAGUCACAGCUCAUUAUACAUCAAAGAAUUCAUACUGGAGAGAAACCAUAUGUAUGUGGAGAUUGUGAGAAAACCUUCAGUGAGAAAUCACAUCUCAUUGUGCAUCAGCGGAUUCAUACUGGAGAGAAACCCUAUGAAUGUACUGAGUGUGGGAAGGCUUUUUCCCAGAAGUCACCUUUUAUUGUUCAUCAGAGAGUCCACACUGGAGAGAAACCCUAUGAAUGUUUUGAGUGCCAAAAAGCCUUCUCCCAGAAGUCACAUCUCAUUAUACAUCAGCGAGUUCAUACCAGAGAGAAGCCCUUUGAGUGCAGUGAAUGUGGGAAAGCUUUCUGUGAGAAGUCUCAUCUUUUUAUACACCAGACAACUCAUACUGGGAAGAAACCCUAUGAGUGUACCGAAUGUGAGAAGACCUUCCCUCGGAAAACACAGCUCAUCAUCCAUCAGAGAACGCAUACUGGAGAGAAACCCUAUAAGUGCAGUGAAUGUGGAAAAACCUUUUGCCAGCAAUCCCACCUCAUAGGACAUCAAAGAAUUCAUACAGGAGAGAAACCUUAUGUAUGUACUCACUGUGGGAAGGCCUUUUCCCAGAAGUCACACCUCACUGGACAUCAAAGGCUUCAUACUGGAGAGAAACCUUAUAUAUGUAAAGAAUGUGGAAAAGCUUUCUCUCAGAAAUCACCUCUUAUUAUACACCAGAGAAUUCAUACGGGGGAGAAACCCUAUGAGUGUAGUGAAUGUGGCAAAAACUUUUCUCAGAAGUCACCCCUCAUUAUUCAUCAGAGAAUUCAUACAAGGGAGAAACCUUAUGAGUGUACUGAUUAUGGAAGGGCCUGUUCCCUGAAGUCACACCUCAUUAUACAUCAGAAAGCUCAUACUGGAAAGAAAUCAUAUGAAGGUAGUGAAUGUGGAAAAGCUUUCUGUGAGAAGUCUCCACUAGUUGUACAUCAGAAAACCCAUACUAGACAGAAACUCUUCGAAUCUGCUGAGUAUGGGAUGACGUUUUUCCGGAAAUCACAGAUGAUCACAUAUCAGAGAACACACACAAGGGAGAAACCGUCCAAAUGCAGUGAAUGUGGGAAGGUCUUCUGCCAGCACAUACACCUCACUAGACAUCAGAAUCCACGUAGGAGAGAAACCUUAUAUACAUACUGAUUGUGGGAAGGUCUUUUCCCAGAAGUCAGACCUCA